This is a messenger RNA of Melanaphis sacchari, 1954 nucleotides long. RefSeq lists its product as uncharacterized. The record is from RefSeq and is a predicted model, not a curated record. Lineage: Eukaryota; Metazoa; Arthropoda; Insecta; Hemiptera; Aphididae. The transcript is spliced from 9 exons. Bases 382 to 1716 code for a protein of 444 amino acids.
AACAAAUUGAUUAACUGACGGAAUUUCCACCGAAGUGUUGUACCGUCUUAUUCGUGUCUCCUAUAGGGCUAAAGAAACUAAAAGACAUAUCUAAAACAACAAUAGUGAAACAUUUGUCACUUGUAUGUUAGUAUUUAAUCGAUGCUACUACAUAUUGAACAUUUGUUUUUGUAUAGAUAAGCCUGGUGUAUCUCGCAUCGUUUCGUUAAACUGUGACAUCACUGUCCAUUAUUCGAUUAUUCUCAAUAUUACAUUGUUUUAACGUGGACUUGGAUAUUCUAUUUUGCUUAUUAUUUUUUAAAUCUAAAAUUUAUUCGUCGUCACUGUAGUCAAAGAAUCUACAGACGUGUUUCUGCAGGUAAGUAUUCGAAGUUUAGAACCAUGAACAAAGACGAUGAAUUGUUUGAAUUCGACGCUCCCAAGACGUUCGUCAAUUUGUACGAGAUAGCAAAUGCUAAAGAUGACGGUGCUGACAGAUUUUUUGACAUUGUUGAAAAACUGGAAAGUGCUAAAUCUGAACCAAAUUUGGGAAUUGUAAAAAAAUCAACUGUGAAUGACAGUGAUGUUUUAGAAGAAAAUAAGGAAAAUUUUUCACCCGAUGAUCAGUUUGAUGAUCAAAAUAUCAAUUCAUUGGCUCAUCAGUUGAUUCGUUCUGCAAAAAAGUCAAGGACAUCAAAAUUACAUAAUAGACAUUCAAUUACUGUGGAAGGAAUAGAAGUAGAAUUACCACGGAUCAAACAUCAUGCCAUGAUUACCAGACUAGAUGAAUUAGAAAACACACCUAAAUUAGAUUUGCGUACUCGUUCUGUUGUUAAAUCCGAGUACAAAUAUGAACACAUUAAAUCAGGUUCGCAAGAAAAUCUUAUAUUAGAUAAAAGUUCAAAAAAAUUCAUGAGUAUUGCUGAAAAAGUCAGGAAUUUCUUCAACAACACACCGCCUAGGUUUCAUUCUAAACCCACUGUCUCAGCUGGUUCAAAGGUUUUCAAAUCUAGAAGUCUUUUCCCUGGUGCUUUUGAGCCAAGUAUUAGCUCAAAUAAUACUAAUAAUAUUAUUGAAAAUAAAUCAACAAAAAGCAGUAAUGAAAACAAACAGAUUUAUAAUAACCUAAAUAUAAAUAUUCCUACAAGCAGUGUCAAAGUGCUUAACAAACCUCAAAAAAUAAAAGUUCUCAACUCUCAAGGUGGAGUUCAAGUGGUCGAAAAUAAAGAACUUGGGCAUGGUGGUAUCAAAGUUUUAGAAAAACAAUUGCAUACUGUUCCAAAACCUUUUAGUUUUGAAUCUCGUAAAUUGUGUACAACCAAACCUCAAAGUGUGAAAAGUACAGAUCAACAGUGGUCAUUUAAAGCUCGACCAGCUACAGUUUUAAAAAAAAAACCAUUUGUUCCUAAACAUGAAAAAAAAUAUACUGAACCAAAAAAUAUACGUUUGAAUACUGAAAGACGUGCUCAAGAAUGGAUGGUUUUUGAACUUGAAAUGAAAGAAAAAUUUUCACAAUAUGAAGAAAAUACAAAAAUGAGACAAGAAGAAAUGAAAAAGAAAGAAAUGGAUUUGAUCAAAAAUAUGCGACAACAAACUAUUCAUAAACCAGAACCAAUUAAAAAAUAUAAACCAGUUUUAAUAAGAAAAUCUGUAAGACCAAUUACUGUACCACACAGCCCAAGGUUUUCAAUUCGUCCAAAUAGGAAUUGUUUAAACUCUGUAUCUGAACAACUUUAAAUCUUGAAGAAUAAUCAUCUGAAUACCAACAUAUAUUUUUAUAAUACACAUUUUUUUCAUUAUAAAUAUGUUUUUAAAUUCUUAAACCUUUUUAUUUAAUAGUGAAAAAUAGUAAGACAAAUGUAUUAUAAAUAUUAAAUGUUUUGAAUAUAUUGACCCAAAAAUAGCUAAACGAAUAUGAGGGAAAACAUUUUGUUUUAAAUAAUAUUUUAAUAUUGAAGGAAUAAGGAGUAUUGUU